AUGUACAAUCCAAUUUUAUUGCUUGUGCCUAUUUUUAUCGGAUCGAUGGCCCAAAUCGAUGACAUUGAGCCGGCCGUGCGGGUUGUGAGAUUUCAGGUCACAUACCCGAAUGCAAAAGUGAGUGAACUGGACAACAUUCGAAAAUUCAACUCGUUGCUGCGAAACUCGGUGUUGGCCUCGUUGCGCUUUAUCAAUAAGCACUGGCUGAUUUGUGGGGGAUCCGAGUUGGAUAAAAAAUCCAAUGAUUGCGGGAAAGCUCAAGUGACGGGCGAGAUUGUCGACGCAUCAACAUACCGCAUCAACGCGACUUUCAUCGCCGAGAGAGACCCGAUCAAGAACGCCAAAGUCGAGGCCACUUCCACCGUUUUGGCGGUCGUACAGAUCGGGUUGAAAGGGGGCAUUUUCCAGUACACGAAUGCAUUGAAGAUUCUCGGGAAACCAUCUCAACAGCUUCCAUUCGAGGAAGCUUUUUUCUGCAAUCGUGGCGCGAUUCUUUUCGGAGGCGAUCGCUGUCGUAAGCAAUUAUCGGUGGUGGCACGAACACGACGACUCAGAGAUUCGGUGAUCGAACCAAUCUAUGUGCCUGUUUUUUUAUGUGCUUGUGGAGCGGGCUCGUUUCUGAUCGAGGGAUCCGAUGGAUGCACGCCGUGCGCAAGAGGAGAAUUUCAAGAGAAAUCCGGACAGGAAGCGUGCAAGAAAUGCCCACGCAAUUUGGUCACAGCCAGGGCGGGUGCAAAGAGCGAAAACGAUUGCAUUGCUUGGUGCCCGCUUGGGCACUAUUUCGAUCGAGAGGCGAAAAUUUGCGAGAUGUGCGGCUUGAAAGGAUAUCAAUCGGAAAUCGGUUCCGAUUCGUGUCUUCCAUGUCCACCCGGCUAUGUGCCCUUGUACAAAAAUUCGACGGCAAUCGAGCACUGCUUUCAGGAGUGUCCACCCGGCUCGGAAAGACAUGAGGACAAAGUGUGCAAGAAGUGCCCCAUUGGAUCGUUUAAGUCAAAAAACGAGCCAAUGUGUAUGCAUUGUCCACACGGUUCAACGACAAUGCACGAGGGGGCAAAAGGGUUGAACGAGUGUGCAAUGGAAAUCUGCAAACCGGGCUCGUAUUUGAGUGAAGAAAGGCACGGGUGUCAGCCGUGUGAACGGGGAUUUUUCUCGAAUGGAACCGAUUCAAGGCAAUGUCAAAAGUGUCCAAAUGGGACGACGACCUACAAAACGGGUUCAACUUCUGUCAACGAUUGCUCGUCAACAGAUCAAUGUGCCUCGAAUGUUCACAAAUGCCAUUGGCUUGCCGUUUGUAUCGAUUUGCCCGACGAGGGGGAUCAACCAAGAUACGCGUGCAAGUGUCGUCCCGGCUUUCUUGGCAAUGGCUUUAACUGUUCAGACGCCUGCGUUGGUCUUUGUUUGAAUGAUUCUGAAUGUCUCAAAACGGGCGACGGUCGAACGAAAUGCUUGUGCAAGGCCGGUUUCAUCGGAAGACGCUGCGAAAAGAGGAUAUUUCAGACAAAA
Molecule: messenger RNA, 1503 nt
Organism: Mesorhabditis belari
Lineage: Eukaryota; Metazoa; Nematoda; Chromadorea; Rhabditida; Rhabditidae
Source: the annotation of a GenBank genome assembly